AUGACCCCGCCUAUAACAUCGUCAUCACGACCUACCUUUGCGACCUCCAGAGCUCACGCGUUACCCUUGUUCUUCUCUCAGUUGAAAGGAGGAACUAUAAGCAUGACUUACCAAUACGUUGCAGACGGAAUCACAGCCUGGAUCAGAUAUGAAAAUGGGGGUUAUGUGAAGUCACUACCGGUCCCGUCUCAGGGAGAUCUAGAUGGUUUCGUGCGUGACUGGAGUCCAGACUCGACUUACGAACGUUCAUCUCUUAAAGUAUUGUCGGACCGGACGGGCGGUUCUGCUGCACCUACAUUGUCUCUUGGAAGCGGGGACGAAUCACUUCAUCCCAGGGACUCGGAUAUGUGUUGGCAAUGUGUCCAUGUGCACCAGUGGAUCAAUGGGGUACGACUUGAGAAACCCACCCUAGUGCUACUCGAGCUUGGCGGAGAGAGUGAACGCACCAUCGUGGCUUACUUUGAGGGAACCGAUGAGGCUGGCCGACCCGUUUCGGUGCUCCUACCGACGGUAGAGACAUUGGCAGAGUGGUAUAAAUAUAACCCGCCACAACAUCAAUCCAGAAAACAACUCACUUUGUCUGGCACACCUGUAGUAUCAACAGAAGCGGGGUUCGAAAAGUUUCAGGCCGAACUUAGGGAAGCCAUGAACAAUCUGAUGAUUGACAAGGAUCCGCUGACCAGUGACACAAUUAGUCACCAAGAAUCGUCGUCCUCGACCGCAGGAAACACUGGUAGUAAGGGGUUGUGUCUGAGCCUGAAGUACAAAGUUGAGACUCCAUUUCACGAUGAGACAUGA
Tremella mesenterica DSM 1558 is the source of this 798-nucleotide messenger RNA. RefSeq lists its product as uncharacterized. Bases 1 to 798 code for a protein of 265 amino acids. The transcript has 3 exons. NCBI's taxonomy places the organism in Eukaryota, Fungi, Basidiomycota, Tremellomycetes, Tremellales, Tremellaceae. The record is from RefSeq and is a predicted model, not a curated record.